AUGUACGAUGGUUGUAAUUUGUUUCGGCAGCGCUUGGUGCUGUCCACACUCAGCGGGAAAAGAGUUAAAAUCAAGAACAUAAGGCCGAGAGAUGACGAGCCCGGGCUCCGUGAUUUUGAAGCCAGCUUCAUCAGACUUUUAGACAAAGUGACAAAUGGAUCUCGAAUAGAGAUUAAUCAAACAGGAACUGUACUUUUCUACCAGCCUGGUUUAUUGUACGGUGGGUCCAUUGAACAUGAAUGUAACCCACAGCGCUCCAUUGGAUACUAUCUAGAAGGACUGCUGCUACUUGCUCCAUUUAUGAAAACACCUUUGCAGGCAACUUUAAAGGGAGUAACUAAUGACCCUACUGACCCAACAGUUGAUCUACUCAAGUUAACCUCCAUACCUCUGAUGAAGAAAUUUGGAAUUGAUGGGGAAGGACUUGAUCUAAAAGUUGUAAAAAGGGGGAUGGCUCCUGGAGGUGGAGGCGAGGUAGUUUUCAAAUGUCCUGUACGCAGAACAAUCAAACCAGUCCAACUCACUGAUCCCGGGAAAAUCAAGAGGAUUAGAGGAAUUGCGUAUUCUGUUCGAGUUUCCCCUCAGAUGGGAAAUAGAAUAGUUGAAUCGGCGAGGAGCAUUCUUAAUCAGUUUCUACCCGACAUCUACAUUUACACAGAUCAUAUGAAAGGCUCACUUUCUGGCAAAUCUCCAGGCUUUGGAUUAACAUUGGUGGCAGAGACCUUGAAUGGUACUUUUCUUAGUGCUGAGGUAUCUUCAACACCACAGGGUAAAGGUGACCCACUUCUUCCAGAGGACAUUGGGAAAAACUGUGCCAAGCUGCUCUUAGAUGAAAUAUACCGGGGUGGCUGUGUGGAUUCGUCCAAUCAGAGCCUGGCAUUGCUCCUGAUGACCCUUGGCCAACCAGACGUGUCCAAGGUGCUGCUCGGACCCCUCUCCCCGUACACGAUUGAAUUCCUCAGGCACAUAAGAGAUUUUUUUCAGAUCAUGUUCAAAAUUGAAGUCCAAAAACCUCUUGAAGAUGAAAGGAAAGGUGGAGACAAAACGCUCAUGACUUGUGUUGGAGUUGGCUACAGCAACAUCAAUAAAACUAUCAAAUAA
Messenger RNA from Knipowitschia caucasica, 1101 nucleotides. NCBI's taxonomy places the organism in Eukaryota, Metazoa, Chordata, Actinopteri, Gobiiformes, Gobiidae. The record is from the annotation of a GenBank genome assembly.